Molecule: messenger RNA, 392 nt
Organism: Cylicocyclus nassatus
Lineage: Eukaryota; Metazoa; Nematoda; Chromadorea; Rhabditida; Strongylidae
Source: the annotation of a GenBank genome assembly
AUGCGCUGCUUUUGGAGCGCUGCUGCGGCAUAUUAUUGUGACUAUAAGUGUGACGUCUGGUGUCGUCAGGCAUGUCCAUAUUACAGACAAUUUUCGGCGAUAUGGAAUGCGAGAAUAAAUGUGGCCGCUGUCUCACAAGGAUGCAAAGGAAUAAUAAGUGUAGCCGGAUUUUGUCAUUAUCUGCAGGACUUGAUCUACAAAAGCCAAAGGGCAAAGCAGCUGAGACUUACGACUCAAGAAUUGACUAUAGUCGAGAACAUGGAACGAUACACAUGGAGAGAUUGGUGCAACGGUCGUGAUCCAUUCAUGGGACCAAACUGUCACCUGCCAUGACAUGUUUUCUCUUAUUUGAGUUACAUUGUGUAACUCUAGAAAGGUCGCCGCAAACCUUC